CUGAAGAGAAGUUUGCCUUUUGUUCAAUGGUGGCAACAUUGAAAAUGUUUGGAGUUUCUGGGUGUUUGGAGCACAAAAUUACUUGUGUAAUAAAAUAUCAGUUCAUUUGAUUCUAAUGAUUUUGCAAACAAACUAUGAAAACUUUGAUUGUUCAUUACAUUUUUUAACCUGGUCCGCUACUGAAAAAGCUUUAGGCUUGUGAUACUGCUAUUGUUACAACCUUCCAUCACUAUACAGGAUGAACUUACACAGUAGUUCAUCGAAACAUGACGAACUUCGUGAACACAUUUUUGAUUACUCCAAUUACUCUUCUACAGAAGAUGAUAACUCUAACUGGAAGCGUUCAACUAGUGAUGCAAGCUUUUUUCUUGACGGACAGCUUCCGAUCGACGAGUGCGACACAUCUGGAAAUGUUUCAGAACAAGCACGAGUUUAUUGGGACUUACCAGAAGCUGUGGAAGCCUCCGUAACACCUAGUUGUGGAUUAGACAGAUCACAACGCAGCUACGAAGUACGAAAAUUAGAAAAGGUGUCAAGUGGAUCUGCAACAUCACGUGUUCAGGUGCAUCGUGUGCAUUUUCGAGAGCACAACUUACCACCAAUAAUGAGAAAAGAUGGAACGAAUCGUUCACAGUCAACACCAUUUACACCAUUUCAAAAUAUAGACUGUGCACGUUUAUUGAGACAGUUUCAAGAACAGCAGCAACAAAGAGAUUAUAAUCUUGAUUCAACUCGAUUAUUAUCUGUUCAGCAUCGUUCAAAAUCUGACGCAAAUCAGUCAGUAUCAUCAAGUUCUAAAUUUGUUUUAAAGACUACUGAUCAUCAAUCUGAUCUGACAAAUAACGACGCAAUUAUUAUGGGUAAUAAAGCUAUUAAAAAAGAAUAUAUUAACGAAUCAACGACAUCAUCAUCAUUAUCAAGUGUUCUUAAUAAUAGAUUUGAUACAUUUAUCAAUCAUACUAGUGAUAAUGUUGAUAAUAAAAUUAUCAAUGAUAUUAAUCCUAAAAGUAAUCACAAUUUUCAAAUGAUUGAACAAAAAAUGAUAUCAGAAAUGGAAAAACUAAGACAUAUUUCGUUGUCACCCUUCACUGUUUCAUCAUCUUCAUCAUUAUCGACCAUCGUGCAGCCAUCAGACAAUAUUGCUAAUAUUAUAACAACAAUGACUACAAUACCACAAGAUAACAAUUCCGUACUUGUACGGAACGAAAAAGACAUGAAUCGUUUAAAUGAAGAAUAUAAGACCAUAACCAACUGUGAAUAUUGGUUAAAUAAAGCACGUCAAGCAUGUGAAAAUCAGGCUGAUUUGAAUGUUUUAACUGCCGAUCUUAUAAAACCUGAUGGUCUUUUAGAAACAAUUGCAUCAAGACUUAUCAAACCUAUUGAGUCUACUUCGGAAGCGCCUAUUACUGAUUUUACUCAGAAUAUCCAUGAGCAAUAUUCUCACUACGAUGAUCCAGAAACAAGUGAACUAUUCACAGAAUCUACAGAUAAUGUAGAUGGAAAACCUGUGAAAUUACUUUCCAGUACAACAUCGGACUUAAAUCUUCCGAAGGUCAAUCAGUAUAAUGAAGCUAGCAGACGAGUUGUUAUUGGCUCAGCACGACUACUCAGUCAGAUUUUAUCAGAAAAUCAUUUGCUCAAAAUACUAGAUAAGAAAUUAGUUUCACAAAAGCAUCCUAAUGUUUUGCAUAAAGAUGAGUUUGACAAAGUAGAUAAGUUGAUUAUUCAUAAACAAGAAUGUUCUCCGUGUAACACUUCACCCACCUAUGAUAAUGAUUAUGAAAAAUCAAUUGAUAUGAGUGGUACCACAAAAUUAUUAUCUCCCACAGCUUUAUCGUCAACACAAAAUCCUCUACUGUACAAUGAUAAGUUACCAUCACAUGAGCACAUAACUAAUUUACUCAAGAAUAUUAUCGGAAAAUGUUGGGAAUACCGUGAAGAUGUAGAUAUCUAUCGUGAAUAUUUGGGAAUCUUAGAACCUUUAUUAAAGCAUACAGAAACAAUGUGUGAUACAGUAGUUGAAAAUGGUGGUCUUCGUAGUUUAAUUUAUGCUUGUCGUUCAAGUGAUCUACCAUCUUUACGUCAUGCAGCUGUUUGUCUAAUGAGUUUAGCACUAUUUGGUGGGAGUGGAAGUCAUAGUGAAAUGAUGCGUCAACAUGCAAUUGAAUGGUUAUUUUGUUUAGCAUUUCAUCAAGAUGAAGUAAUUAAAUAUUUUGCAUGUUUAACUAGUGCUGUACUAUCUACUAAUCCCGAAUUGACCGCUGCAGUAAAUGCUUCUUGUACACUCAACCUAGUGAUGCCUUUCGUACGUUCACAUUCACCAAUAGAAUUCGCUCGUCAACAUUUAGUUGCUGCUUUUCAACACACUUGUAAGAAGAACGCAUCCGAUACUUCAGAGUCACAGACAUCUUUUUCUAACAAUCAGUCAGACACUGCAAAUUAUUGCUGUGAAAAUCGGUAUACAGGGGGAUCGGUCGAUUGGUUAAAACGUUUAGUACCAGUUAUGUUCAGUAAACAAUUUGAACCACGUGUUUUGGUUGCUUUUCAUUUUGCUGUUGAAGCGACACUAAAAUCUGAUAUGAAGUGCAGCCAUGCGUUUUACGAAUCGAAUAUCGUAGAAAUCUUGCGUAAUGUUGUCUGUAGUUCAACUUUUCUUGAGUCGAAAUUCGCAGCAAUGGCCCUACAUAUUUUAGGUGAAGACGUCCCUUGUCGAUUGUCAGCCCAAGUACCGUUAUGGGAUUAUGCUGAAGUUGAAUGCUGGUUGACUCGAAGAGGAUUUGAAGAUUUGGCUACUAAAUUUUCAAAGCUACGUGUUGAUGGUGAUUUAUUACUUAGAUUAGAUGAAUUCAAAUUAGAGAAGGAUUUAGGACUUGAAAAUGGAAUCACGCGAUCUAGGUUAUUACGUGAAUUAUGCUCUUUGAAGAUUAAUGCAGAUUAUUCAGCUGUUGAUCCAACUGGAAUUUCUGCUUGGCUACGUGAAGCUACACGUAUCACUGCUUUAAAUAAUACGAAUACACCAAGAAAUCCAACGACAUCAGAUUAUGUUGUAAUUAAAAAUGAUUUUCAAUGGACAACGGCUUCUACUAAUGCAUCAGAAUAUACCUCGAAAUAUUGUUAUACACAUGAUUUGUCCUGUUUAAAUCAAUCAUUCGAUCUUCUUCAAUAUUCAUAUAACUUUAUUUCAGCUGGUGUACAUUAUCCUUUCUUACCUUAUUUAUCAGAUAAAAUGCUUUUAGAAGAUUGUCACAUUAAAAAUGGAAUACAUCGUAAACGAAUUUUAGAAGCAAUACAAUCUUCCAUAUCAAUACAUAAUCAGUUACGUCUUACAGAUAAUGAUUCCAAAUUAAACGCUUCAAGUCAUCCAAACAAGUAUAUUGAUAUAUUUAUUUCUUACCGUCGUUCUACUGGUUCUCAACUGGCGAGUUUAUUAAAAGUUCAUUUUCAUUUACGUGGCUAUCGAGUAUUUUUAGAUAUUGAUCGUUUAACUGCUGGAAAAUUUCAUGAAUCAUUACUUCAUUCUAUUAGAUCAUCAUAUAAUUUUGUUCUUGUUUUAACACCAAGAGCAUUAGAUAGAUGUUUAAAUGAUAUACAUUGUACAGAUUGGAUACAUAAAGAAGUUGUAUGUGCCUUGGAAAGUGGAUGUAAUAUAAUACCAAUUACUGAUAAUUUUACAUGGCCACCAGCUGAGUCUUUGCCAGAGGAUUUAAGGUCAAUAACAACCUACAAUGCAGUUAAUUGGAUUCAUGAUUAUCAAGAGGCAUGUAUUGAUAAAGUGGAAAAAUUCAUGAUUAAAUCAAUAACUUCAACUCCUUUACCAUGUAAUCAAAUUAAACCAUUUGAAAAAUAAAUUAUUUCUUAUAUUUUUCAUAUUCACCUUUGCAUAUAUUUUAAUUAUCAUUUCCUUCACUUCCUCUUAUAUUCUUUAUGAUUAAUGACUUAUUUUUUCAAAUUUCUAUGUUACUUUUCUGUUCAGAGAAUAUAUACCAGCUUAUUUAAUAAUAAUAUGAAGUUUAAAAAGAGUUCAUAUAUAAUACUUAUAAUUUGACUGAAUUAUACUACUUAUAUGCAUUUAUUAUUUUAUUUUGUUUCUUUUUCCCUUUUCUUAUAAUUAUUAUCAUACAGAAUAAUUAAAUCAACCCAUUUAUACUGAUCUCAUAAUUAUAUUUUAAAAAAUUCUAAAAAAAAGUAAAAAGAAAAAAGAAACAAAAGAGAUUUUUCUCUACAUUUUUUUUAGUUUGAAAGUCAUUUCAUUUGAUAAAUAGAUGAAUAUAAAGAUUUAUGUGAUAGGACUAGUUCAUUUUUUAAUUAAAUUCAGUCGUUUAUUUUAUAUACUAAUCUAACUCACAUACCAAUAAUAGCUUUAUGUACUUGACUGUGAGCCACACUAUCUUCUGAAGAGUUAAUUAUGCUGUUGAAGGAUGAGGAGACUUAAAUCUCUACUGAUUGGAUAUUAAAUAACUUAACCAUUGCUCCCCAUGAAGGUACUAGCAAUGUUCCAUUUAUACAAAAAAUAAUUCAGCUAUAUCAAUUGUAAUUAUAAGCAAAUCGGUAGAUGAUCAUUCAAAGCUUUAUAUUAAACCAACAUGAUGAUGUAAACUAGCAAUCAAAUGAGAAAGUACAGCAUUAAUUUUAGAUUCACAAACUCGUUUCUCGAAUCAUUUAUAAACAAAUAUGCGAGUAUACUAAAAUGUUGUGUUCUCAGAACAUAAAACUCCAGUAUUUUGAGUUAGUCAACUAACGAGAUAUACUUUUCCCUAAAAAGACGUAAAGCUGUAACAGUAAGUUUAUUACUCAGCCUGUGUAUCCUUUCAAAGAAUAAUUUCCCUAAGAAUAUCGAGGUGCAAUUUUAAAGAUUUAAAUUACAGUGGACAGAAUUAUCUUCAAAUAUCUGCUGUCAGCAUGUCCAACCUGGUCCGGUCAGACAUGCUAAAUGAGAUAUAAAUAUAAUAAGAAAUAACUUUCAAAAUUAAGUUUCUAAUAAAAGUGACUUAUACGAAUUAUUCAUUAAAUAAAUAAAAGAAAAGGGCCUUUUAGUACGCACACUGAAUGAACAUCGAAAAUGUCGCGAAUAAUUUCAGCUAUCAAAAUCUUAAUAUUUUAUUUAAACCUAUGCUAUAAGGAUCAUAACCUGUUGUCUACACUAAUCAGCCAAAUAUUUUCAAAAUUACUCGAAAUACACAUCUCAAUAAGCUAUUUUCUAUGAGUAAAUUCAAGCUAAAACAUAGUAUUUUACAUCUUACGUAGUUAAAAAAAAUAUUACAGCGGUGAUAUAUUAACUUAUUUCAUUUUAUGUUCUUCAGAGUCUCUUUACUGUGUUUUAUCUAAUGUGACUCAACAAAUAUACUUGAUAACAUAAAUGUCAUUUUCUAUAUAAAAUAUAUUUUUGUUUAGAAUGGCUUAUUUUAAUUUUGUUGCUUCCAUAGCAAUCUUUUUUCGAUGUAAAAAAUAUAAUUAACUGAUCGUUUAUACAAUGACGUACAUUCACUGCAUACUUCUAACUGAACUAUAUCAAUAGAUAAAGGUCAUUCAACGUACAAUUUGUUUGGCAUAUACAUAUGUUUUCCAUUUCAUAGAGUGCACAGAAUAGAGAUCUUCCCAUGUAUAUUAAUUAGUGAAGAGAAGAAAUCCAGAUUUCCAAACGAACAAAUUAACUGGAAUAUGUAAUUAUAUAAAUUCAAACUUUUGUUUAUUUACUAUCAUAAAUUUCGAUUUUGAUUUUAAAAAAUCUGUUUGUAUGAUCUGUAUUAUGAUUCAAAACUGUCCGAAACAAUCAUAAAUAUAUUAUAAGCAGAAUUU
Schistosoma intercalatum is the source of this 5796-nucleotide messenger RNA. The record is from the annotation of a GenBank genome assembly. NCBI's taxonomy places the organism in Eukaryota, Metazoa, Platyhelminthes, Trematoda, Strigeidida, Schistosomatidae.